Messenger RNA from Doryrhamphus excisus (bluestripe pipefish), 951 nucleotides. Its product is annotated as zinc finger protein with KRAB and SCAN domains 2-like. Lineage: Eukaryota; Metazoa; Chordata; Actinopteri; Syngnathiformes; Syngnathidae. The record is from RefSeq and is a predicted model, not a curated record.
ACCGGAAGUGAUGUGCGCGGUGAAUUUUGGGUAAACAAGCAACAGCGGAGAGGAAUAUAUAUAUAUAUAUAUAAAAACAAGCUGUAAAAUGUCCCGUGGACAAACAUGGAGUUGCGAGGAGACUCAGGCACUUAUUACCGUAUGGUCAGAUGACUAUAUCGCACAGUUGCUUGCGACUACCCACAAGAAUAUUCACGUUUUUAAUUUGUUCAGCGAAAAGAUGGCGGCGUGGGGAUUCAAUCGAACGGCGCAACAGUGUCGCAUCAAGGUGAAAAAACUGCGACAACAUUACAUAAAGGUCCGUGACUCCAUGCGGAAUAAUGGUUGUUCGGGGGACGAGAAGGAGAAGUUCCCCUGGUACGAUCAACUUGACGAAAUACUCGGGACAAGACCUGUCAGCAGCUCGAAGCAUGAGUCUUUACAAGACGAUGUCCCUAUCGGUGCCCCUAUCACUGCUAUUAAAACAGAGCCAGAUGAUCUGUCACAGUCCUCCGUUAGUCGGGAUUGGUGCAAAAGUGGGUCCAGUGAAAUUCACCUCGGAGACGAGAGCACAACCAGCUCAGCUCAGAGCUCAGAGAGCCCCAGACCCGAGCGAGAAACAAACACUUUUCGCUGUACAGUACCCGGUGGCCCAAACAAGAAAAGAAAAAGCAGGGUUCAUCGUUUUGACAUUUUUUUGGAAAGCUACAUGCAGCAGAAGCAGCAAAUGGAUGAGGCCGACCGAAAACGACGGGACGAGGAGAGGGCGGCGUUUGAAAAGUUUAUGAGAAUGCAGCAAGAGGCGGAUGAGCGGCGGUUUAAAGCCAUGCAGGAACAGCAGCAAGUCAACAACCAACUGUUGUUGCAAAUGAUGGGGAUACUGGAUCAAGUUGUAAAGCAUUUAAAAAAAUGAAGGGACUUUUUUUGUUGUUGGUUGAUUAUGUAAUAAACGGCUGAUCAAAAAAAACCAAA